Molecule: messenger RNA, 5272 nt
Organism: Stegodyphus dumicola
Lineage: Eukaryota; Metazoa; Arthropoda; Arachnida; Araneae; Eresidae
Product: rab-like protein 2A
Molecular function (GO): GTP binding; GTPase activity
Source: RefSeq, a predicted model, not a curated record
UGACAAUAAUGACAAAAGCAGUAACUGACUAGUAGAAAUAUUCGACUCGCAGCUUACCCGCAGCUUUUCACAUUCGGGGGUUCAAAAGACAUGCAUCUGUCUUUAAGUAAUAAAACCGGAAGACAAAUUAUUCUGAACAAAUCCUAGUAGUUUGUGCGAGGUAAGCUCUUUAUUUCGUAAUCAUAAUAAAUAAUCAUGCAGUCUUUUAUUAUUACAAUUAGAGUUUUGGCAACAGAUUCAUCUACUCCUUAAACAAAACUAUAAUUCGUUGUGAUCAUGACGGGUAAACGAUGCGGUGAAAGCGCCGUCGAAUUUACGGUUGCUAUCUGAAUGAAUUGGAAGUUGAACAUUCAGGAGAACGUCUGCAAAUCCAUUUCCAAAAAUUAAUAUAUAAUCAUGGCUGAUUUAACAAACACUAGUGAAAGAAAAACGAAUUCACCUAGUGAAGUAGAUUACAGUUCUGUCGAUACUGAUGGAAGUCUUCGAAUAAAAAUUAUAUGCCUUGGAGAUAGUGCUGUGGGAAAAUCAAAAUUAUUGGAGCGAUUUCUUUUAGAUGGAUAUAAGCCUCAUUCACUCUCUACAUAUGCUCUGACAAUGUUUAGGCAUAAAACAAAAGUUGAUGAUGAACCAGUUUUAGUAGAUAUUUGGGAUACUGCUGGUCAAGAAAAAUUCAAUAAUUUGCAUCCUUCCUAUUAUCACGAUGCUCAUGCUUGCAUUAUGGUAUUUGACAGUACUAGGAAACCAACAUAUAAAAGCCUUACAAGGUGGUAUACUGAGUUACGAGAAUAUCGUCCAGAAAUACCUUGCCUUUGUGCUGCAAAUAAGAUAGAUGCUAAUCCUUCUGUCACAAAGAAAUCUUUUCAUAUACCACAAAGAUUAAAAAUGCCUCUGUAUUUUGUUUCUGCAUCAGAUGGAACAAAUGUUGUUAAGCUUUUUAAUGAUGCAAUUAGAAAUGCAGUGUUGUAUAAGAAAAAUCCCACAGACUUCUUUGAUAAAGUUAUGCAAGAACUAGAAGCUUUCGAUGCUGGUAAAGAUCCAUUUGAUGCAAGUAGUAAUUCAUUUGAUAUAGGCAGCGACUCUGUAGAAAGUUCUAAUACGGUAUCUGAAACUAGUUCUACGAAAUAAUGGUUAAUAGUGUUUACCAUUUUAAAGGACUUGUGCCUUGUCAUCACAUCAUGUGAUAGAUAAUCUGUGAUUUUUUACUAAGUUGUGUCAUAAUUGCAUUGUGUUAAUGUCCAAUUUUAUUAUUUUCAUAACAACAGACAAAGAUGCAUAUUGAAAGUGGCUGAAUAUCUGUUAAUUGUAUUUUUGUGAAAUACUCAUUAUCAUCUUUUAACAUUGCAAGCUUGUGUAGAAAAUUUGAAAUUUUUGAAAGAUAAAUGGAUUGUUUAUAAGUGAAUUUUUUGUAUUAUACUGACUUCAGAACUGUUUAAAAGGCUUCAUAUUAAAUUCUCUGUGUAAGUGUAAUGAAUUAUUUUGUAUUGUAAAAUAAUUUGUCUUCACUUUAUCGUGGAAAACCGUCCUAAAAUUUUUAUUCAACACUUUUAGAUAUAGUUUAUUAAAAUUCAUAAGAAACAGCUUUCUUGCUGUAUAAUUAAAAUUUUAAUUAACAGGUAGAGUGUACUUGAAAUAUCAAUAUAUUGUUCCUUCGGUUUGUUAUGGACUAAAAUUGGAGAAAUUACAAACUAAAAUUGGUGUUCGGAAUGCUUCAUGUAAAACUGCAUAUUAGCGGUAAAUACUUUGUAUGCAAUUUGAAAACUUUUAAUACAAAUAUGUAUAAAAAUUAUAAUUGUGUUGUUCCAUUUUGAUAAAUCAUUAACAAUUAUAUGGAAUGAAAUAGCUUGCAUAUCUUAUUCAAAAACAGAAGUAUAAAUGUGGUGAUUUGCAAUAUAGUGUCUAUAAUAUGUAUUUUUCUAUAGUUCAUUUAUUUUUUGUGUCUUGUUUAUCUUAGUAUUUCAUGAAUUAUAGAUUUAUCUGAAGUUUAGCAUUCGAAAAUUAUAAUAUUUGUAUAAUUCAUAAUAUUCAUUUUAAAAUGCUGUUUAGAAGUUAAAAUAAGAGGAAAUAAAUAAUAAAUACUUAAUAAAUUAAAUAAUUAGUAUUUAUUGGGAUGAAGCUGCAUUUUAUUGUAAUAAUUUAAUAGUGAUGAUUUAAAUUUUACACGUAUAAAUGAUUUUACUGACUUUCAGAACAUUUUCCUGUGAGCUUUCAGUGUUUAUAAUAAAAGUGGAUAUGUUCAAUGCUUUUUUAUUUUUUAAUUGAGUGAUGUUCAUAUUUUUCAGCAUUCAUAUGAGGAGUUUUUGUGAAAUGAUAGCUGAUUAAUUAUGGCAGUAACCAGGGACACAUAAUUUAGCAUUUUCAAAUAGAAACUGGUUCAUAUAUAUAUGUUGUGCAUGUUUAACAUGGGAAAAAGAUAUGAAAGUAUGAAAGAUGAAGUAUAUUUUCAUUUUUUUUAUCGAGUACUGUUUUAGAAAAUUAAAUCUUUUUCCCCAUAAAGUAUCUAAUUUCGGAAAGCGUUCUUCUUAUUUGGAUAUAAAAGUACUUUCAUAUUAGUGGAAAUCAUAGUUUGUCGGUAUUUGAAGUCAGCAAGUUACCAACAAUGAACCUAUUCCUUUUUCUUUUUCAUCUGUAUCAUCAUUCCUCAGACUGCUUAGUUCCAUCUUGUCUUCAUUUAACUGUGGGAAUAGUUCAUUAGAUCUUGUCAGUUUGCAAUGAUCUGCUUAUUAUCAGAUGUAACCCUUCAGGUCUUUUAUACUUCUUUAUUUAUGUUUUACAUGUUCUAAAUCUUUUAUUUCGAUAGAAAAUCGCUUGAUAUAUACUGAAUUUUACUUUAUAAUAAAUGGGAGUUAUAAAGAAUGAAAAUUUAAAACCCUUAUGCAGGAAAAUUUAAAUACGUAGAUAUGAAGAGUGCCUUUUAGUUACUUAUGUUUCAUUAUAACCGUAAUUUAUUCUUAUAGCAUAUGCUAAUCUGGUAAUUUAUAGAUUACAUGAAUUGAAACUUUGUAAAAUGAGGUAACAAUGGCUCUGUAAAAUUAUUUCACCAAUGUUAUAAUCCGUUUAUAAAUAUAAACUGACUAGAUUAUUUGUAUUUAAUUUGUUAAUUAUGCAUUUCUAGUCAUUUUCACAGAAGUUUAUAAUCAUAAUCAUCAGUUUAUAUUUUUAGAGAUUUAUUUUAAACUGGAUUAUUAUUUACUGUCAUGCCCAAUGUAUUUUCUAGUCAUAAAUGUGUGAAGAUUUCUGAUGGAUUAUUUUUAUUCACUAGCAAUGUGAGAAUAUAAGUAGCAUAUAAUUUUGUAGUUGUAAUAUGCAUUUAAUAGUUGCGCUUUGCUUCUUACCGAAAGAAAGGAAGACUAAUAGAACAAUUCAUUUAUUUCAUUGUGCAAUGAAUUGAAAUAAAGUAAAUGUACACUGGCAGGAAAAAUGAGCAAAACAAGGAAAAAGGUGAUUAAUUUUUUUAAAAAAAAGUUAAAACAUUUUUGUAAGACCCUUUAUUUCGACCUUUAAAAUAUUUUCAAAGCAUAAUGGCUGACUUUUUAUAAUUAUAUUUAAACGUUUAUCAUUAUAUUUAACUGUAUAUCCAUGGUUUAUAAAUGAAGCAUGACUUCAGUUAUAAACCAUGAAAAUACAUUCUUGGUUUUGUGGAUAGUUUUAGUAUCUUAUGUUAGUAUCCAUAAUCAAAAUACAGUUUUUGCAAUGAAUUUUAUACUUUUUAUUAUAUUUUGUAGUAGUGCAUGCAGUAAGAAAACAUUUACACUAAAUCUUGUUCUGAAGCUCCAGCAGAGUAUUAAAUUGACAGCUGCAGUGAUACAAAUGUAAUGCAUAAGUCAUAUUCAGUUUCAUUUAAAUAUAAUGUGCAUGUUGCCCAUAAGUCUGAUUCUUUUGCUUUCAAGAUAUUCUGACUUCAGCUGCUACAUUCAACAUAUUCUGCUCCCAACAUGGAACCAAUCAUUAUCAUCCAUCAGAACCAAUUAUCAACUUCUGAAUCUCUGAAAAGCUUUACAUGAUGAUCAGAAUUUAAUGUCGCAUUUUUCAGAAGUGCAGAUCAAUGAGUCAUUCAAAACGAUACCUGCAUGAGUAUUUCAUAUAUAUAACUAACUGGAAUAAUAGAAUUUUCUAAAGAAAAUCGAGACUGUUCAACAAAAAGGCAUCAGCCAGUCAUUGCUACUUCAAUCACUAUACUAUAUGCAUUAUUUUAACUUGGGUUCUUUUUGCAGCCUGAGCAGGUGAAAGACAUCGGUAUUCUUGUUUAGAGACCUCUUUUAUACAGUUUUUUUUUUUUUCACUCGCAGUGUAUUAAAAUAUUUGAAAACAUGCAUGUUGGUAAUUCCCUUAUUAUAUGUGAUACCAUCAUUUUCUCAUUCCUUUUGGUAACACAGCCUAAGAAUCUGACAUAUUUUGAGUUACUUCCCCAUUGUACUGAUAGCCUUGGCAUCAAGAUAUAUUAGUUGUGUCUUUGAGCCAUUUUCAGGUUCUAGAAAUGAUAUUCAUAGGUAUUUCUCGAUUUCCAUAUGCCUAUUUCUAUCUAACCACAGGCUUUCCUUUUACAUGCCAUUUCCCCCAAUUAGUCAUGUACUUUCUUGUAUAUUUCACCAUUCUUGAGUUUUGUAAUGUAUUACUCUGUCAUUGUUUUGAAUGAACCAUUUGAUGACAUGUUCAAGCAUUGCAGAAAGUAUAGGUAAUUUGCAUACCAUUGUAUUGCAAAGUGAACUCUUUUAAACUGUUCUAUAACAUUCACAUAAUAUAACUGACCUACCAAAUUUCAUUGAAUUUUAUCCUUUGUUACUAAUGGCAUACACCUUUUUGGCACACCUUACAGCAGUCAAAAUUUUGAAAAUCUUGUAUGAUUAUGCUUGGAAUAACUAAUAUCAUUUACUCUUGCUAAAACACAGCAGUGCCUAAUAUCAGAAACUUAAACAUGGAUCCAUAAAACUGCAGUUAUUGGCAUUAAUUACUUAGUGUAGGAUAAACAUGGCAUAGGUUCAAAAUAUAAUUUACUUCAAUUAAUAAAGUUUUUCCCAUAAGACAUGGUCAACAUUAAAUAAAAUAAACUGUGUAUGAUUACUACAUUUCUUAGUAUAUUACUAAAAAUAAUACAGAGGAUUGCUAAUUAAAGGAGGGUAAAUUAACCAGGUUGUCUAUAAAAAGUGCUUAUUUUGCUUUAAUUUACAUAACCAGAUGAACUUCUUGAAAAUACAGGUAAAUUUACAAUAGUACAGUCAAAAGUCGUUAAUCCGGACUCGACAGGACUUCGGCGAUUCCGGAUUAUCGAUUUUUC